Molecule: messenger RNA, 933 nt
Organism: Colletotrichum fioriniae
Lineage: Eukaryota; Fungi; Ascomycota; Sordariomycetes; Glomerellales; Glomerellaceae
Source: RefSeq, a predicted model, not a curated record
AUGGAGGCCGCUGGACUAGUCCUCGGUGCUGUCGCACUGAUCAAACCCAUAUGUUCCACGAUAGACAACACCCUGACCAACUAUAGCAACUUCGGGAAGGAUGCCGACCGCCUCCGGCUGCGAUUUUCGAUUCAGCGAACCCGACUAGGCUCUAUGGAACGAGUUCUGUUUGAAGACAGCAAGUUUGCGCCGGCCAUGCCCGGUUGCUUGAUCGAGCACCUGCCAAAGACGGUUUGCGAUGAUAUCCUGGGGCUGCUAAGAGAGCUCUAUGGACUCUUGAUGGAAUACGCUGCGGUGAGAGGACAGUACAAAGUGCAGGACCGAUCUGAGAGCCUCGAACUUGGUGACUUGGCAUCCAUGUCGGAAGACGACCGCGUCAAGAGUCUUUCAUCGUCAAAAAAGGAGUCCGCCAUUGCUCAGCAAAAGUCAGUGGGGUGGGCGAAGAAAAUGCUCUGGGUAGCCUUUGACAAAAGCAGUACCGAGAAGCUUGUAUCUGAGUUCGAGGCCUGGACCGAAAGAAUACAGACCUUACUUGAGGCAGCGUGGUGGCCAUCGACUUUCUUUGAGACAUUGGAGAGGCUUCAGAAACUCGAAAAAGAUGUCGAUGCAGGAUCUAUAGGGCUUCUGCGGGGCAUUGAGCUGAGGAAGCUGGUCAUCACGGCACCCGCAGAUAUCUCCCCUGGAUCAUACGCGAAAGAAGCACUUUUGAGCGACUUGUCCAUCACGUCCAAACUCCCCAACUUUGAGCUCGGCAAUCUCGAAGGCUCGGAUGAGUGCUAUCUAAUCGAGUCAAAGGGUUACAUACCAGACUCGGGCAGUGCUGUGAGUGCGGUCGUCGUCCGGGAGCGCGUAAUUCAGUUGGCCGCCCUGCUGCAUGAUGCUCCAUCGAGCGACCCAGCUUUGGCAGUCCUCCCAUCUCCCAACGCCUAUUAA